This is a messenger RNA of Rhinichthys klamathensis goyatoka, 583 nucleotides long. RefSeq names its product ribonuclease-like 3. NCBI's taxonomy places the organism in Eukaryota, Metazoa, Chordata, Actinopteri, Cypriniformes, Leuciscidae. The record is from RefSeq and is a predicted model, not a curated record. Gene Ontology annotation, biological process: defense response to Gram-negative bacterium; defense response to Gram-positive bacterium; angiogenesis. The coding region runs from base 140 to 583 and encodes 147 amino acids. The transcript is spliced from 2 exons. Gene Ontology annotation, molecular function: nucleic acid binding; RNA nuclease activity.
GAGCCUGUUUCCAACUGAUGACUGACAGCUUUGAGAUCUGCAGAUAAUCCUGAAGAUUCAUCUAACAUCAAGAUUAAGCCUGACUGCAUUACCUUGGCCACAGGCUAACUACCCCAGACUAUAGAGUGCAACCUUCGUCAUGGAGAUUCAUCAGUCUGCUGUGAUUCUGCUGCUGGUCUUGUGUGUGUCGUUCUUCACUCAUGCUCAACCACCACAGAUAAAGCCCCGGUAUCAAAAAUUCCUCAAUCAGCAUUUGGGUCCUGAUAUGAAUAAGCAGAAGUGUACCAGUGAAAUCAAAAAGAGAGACAUCACUGCAAUUACUGGUGGCUGCAAAGAUGUCAAUACCUUCAUACAAGCAAAUAAAAAUCAGAUUAACACAGUUUGUGGCAAAGGAGGAACUCCACAGGGCGGUAACCUGUUUAAGAGCAACCAGCCUUUUCCUGUGAUCACCUGCAAACUACAAAGUGGGGAGAGACCCCCAAAAUGUGAAUAUCGUAAAGGGAAGAAGUCCACUCGUUACAUUGUGUUGGGAUGUGAGCAAGGCUGGCCUGUACAUUAUGAAGGCGGCACAAUUAAUCCAUAG